AUAGUUAGUUAGCUGUGUUGGGGUCGAUCGAGGAAGCGCGCCCGUCCGGCCAGAAGACCCAGUCUGUCGUUUGCAUCCCGAGGGUAAUGUGGAGGCAGUCAUCGUGACCGGAGGAUGGAGAAGCACGGUAGUGCGGCCGGUUUGCAGAGCGGACUCCCGUCACCCAGUCCAAGAGACCGCCUGUUCAGUCCUGACUCGCACAUGGAUGUCCAGGGCUAUAAGUGGGUGCGCUGGCGGGUGUGGUUGUGUCGUCUGGCCGCUGCGCUGUCCUUGGGUCUCCUCCUGAUUGUGUUUCACUGGCGGCCGCGCUUCGCUGUCCUCGCCCGCUGCUGCUCUUGCCCUGUGGCAUUGGCGGAUAUUCUGCUAAUAAGAGACAGCUUUGACCAGCAUCAUGUGGUGGAGGUCCACACAGAGGAGAUGGAGGACGGCAGUUUGGAGUUAAUGGCCGAGCUGGAGGACAAUGAAUGCAGGGAUACGGUUCAGCUGCACAAGGAGGAGAAAACGCUGCUGCGCUACUACCUGUUUGAGGGACUGCGCUACAUCUGGCUGGCCAGGAAAGGAGCUUUCUGUCGUGUCAGUGUCCUGAAUGAAAACUGGACCUGCAAGGACCUGUAUGAUUUCCAAAAGGGCCUGAGUCCCCUGGAGCAGAGCUUGAGGAGACGCAUGUAUGGGCCCAACCUUAUUGACGUUCCUGUGAAGCCUUACGUAAAACUGCUGUUUGAGGAGGUCCUCAACCCGUUCUACGUGUUCCAAGUGUUCAGCAUCGCCCUGUGGCUGGCCGAUGAUUAUUAUUUUUACGCCGUGUGCAUAUUUAUUAUCUCCGUUUUCUCCAUCGGCCUCUCACUUUAUGAGAUCCGCAAGCAAAGCAUCACUCUUCGCAACAUGGCCCAGUUUGUCACAAAUGUCACGGUACGGAGGAACUCAGGAGCGGAGGAGUGCAUGAGCUCGGAGGAGCUGGUCCCCGGCGACUGUCUCGUCAUCCCUCAGGAAGGUCUGCUGCUGCCCUGUGACGCUGCCCUGCUGGUCGGGGAGUGUCUGGUCAACGAGAGCAUGCUCACAGGUGAAAGUGUCCCGGUGCUGAAGACGCCCCUGCCGACCGGUGAGGGGCGGUACAGCUCAGAGACGGAGCAGCGCAGACACACCCUCUUCUGUGGCACCCAGCUCAUUCAGGCCAAAGGGUGGGGCAGCAGCGGUGCUGUUGCUGUGGUCACGAGCACCGGGUUCUUCACGGCCAAAGGUAGCCUGGUCAGCUCCAUUAUGCAUCCUCAGCCAAUCGACUUCCGCUUCUACCAAGACUCUGGCAAGUUCCUGCUCCUCCUGGGUUUGGUUGCUUUUAUUGGCACCAUUUACAGCAUUGUGGUCCUCUACCUCUACAAUGUGACUUUGCUGAGCUUGGUGAUUCGGAGCCUGGAUGUCGUGACCAUCGCAGUGCCGCCCGCCCUGCCUGCCGCCAUCACCACGGGCACCAUCUACGCCCAGCGCAGGCUGAAGAGCCAGGGAAUCUUCUGCAUCAGUCCGCCACGCAUCAACAUCUGCGGAAAGGUCUCAGUCUUCUGUUUUGACAAGGACCGUUGUGCUCUCCAGACAGGGACUCUUACGGAGGACGGUCUCGAUGUGUGGGGAGUGAUGGAGGGGGGAGCUGCCGGUUUCUCCGAGCUGGUCCCAGACCCCGGACUCCUGCCCCCGGGGCCCAUGCUCUCAGGCCUGGCCUGCUGUCACACCGUGACGCUGUUGCAAGGACAGCCCCUUGGAGACCCUCUGGAGCUCAAGAUGGUCGAGUCCACUGGUUGGUCCCUCCAGGAGCCAGAGGGGGAUGGGAAGGUGCUGGAUGCAGAGUUUGGAGGCCACAGAGUUUUGGCUGUUCUGAAACCUCCGACUCGAGGGACUUCCACCAGCGAGGCGGUGGCCAUUGUCCGGAGGUUUCCCUUCUCCUCGGCCCUGCAGAGGAUGAGUGUGGUGACGGUGGCCCGCGGGGGACACUCGGCCCUCGCUUUCAUCAAAGGAUCCCCAGAGAUGGUGGCAAGCCUCUGCCGAGCAGAAACUGUGCCAGCCCAGUUCUCCAGUGAACUGGGCGGCUUCUCCAGUGAAGGCCUCCGAGUCCUCGCGCUGGGCUAUAAACCAGUAGACGGGAACACUGACUUGAGGGCCAUUGAACGAGGGGAGGUAGAGACGGACAUGCGGUUCCUGGGCUUGCUGAUAAUGAAGAAUCUGGUAAAGCCAGAAAGUGCCAAGGUUAUUAAUGUCCUGAGGCUGGCAAACCUCCGCAGCGUCAUGGUCACUGGGGACAACAUCUUAACCGCAGUCAACGUAGCAAAAGGCUGCGGCAUGGUGGAAUCCCAUGAGAAGGUGAUAUUCGUCAAUGUAACCCCCCAAACUGCCCAGUCCGGGCCCAGACUGAAGUUCAGCCUGGAUGAAGGAGGGGCUCCUGCCGACCAAACCUCUAUUGUCACUCGGAGUGCUUUUGACUAUCACUUGGCUAUUAAUGGAAAGUCCUUCGUUGCCCUCUGUAAUCACUUCCCUGAGUAUUUGCCAAAGGUUUUGUUGCGAGCCACCGUAUUUGCACGCAUGGCUCCCGACCAGAAAACCCAGCUGGUGAAGGAGCUGCAGAAACUGAACUACCGGGUGGGCAUGUGUGGGGACGGGGCCAAUGACUGCGGAGCCCUGAGGGCCGCUGAUGUCGGGGUUUCCCUGUCCGAAGCCGAGGCUUCAGUCGCCUCACCUUUCACUUCCAAGACUGAAAACAUCAGCUGUGUGCCGCUGCUCAUCAGAGAGGGCCGGUGUUCUCUGAUCACCUCCUUCAGUCUCUUCAAGUACAUGGCUCUGUACAGCUUCAUCCAGUUCUGCUCCGUCCUCCUCCUCUACACCGUCAAGACGAACAUCGGUGACCUGCAGUUCCUGUACUGCGACUUGGUUUUGACCACUUUGCUGGCCAUCGUUAUGGGGGGAGGAGGCCCCAGCGAGGAGCUGCACCCCGGCAGGCCCUCAGCCAGUCUGCUGGCCCUGCCUGUUCUGGGCAGCCUCCUCAUCCACGCCUGCUUGAUUGUUGUGGGCCAGCUGGCUGCGUUCUUCAUCACGACCUCGCAGGACUGGUACGUUCCAUUCAAUUCAACAUUGUUUGGCGCCGCCAAUCUGCCCAACAUGGAGAACACCAGUGUGUUUUCACUGUCCGCUUUACAGUUCAUCAUCAUGGCCGUGGUGGUCACAAAGGGCUACCCUCACAAGAAACCUCUCUUCUACAACUGGAUCUUCCUCUGUGUACUGCUUGUCCUCUUUGCCGUGACGACUUGGCUGGUGUUGUAUCCCGGGCCCGUCGCCGGCCGAAUCUUACAACUGUACGACUUCUUUGACAUGGAGUUUAAAAUGCUGCUCGUCGCCAUAGCUGCUCUCAACUUCCUCAUGUCUUUUGUCGCGGAGGUGCUAGUAGACCGGGGUCUCCUGAGCUGCUUUCGCUUGCUGCGUGGGAGGCGUCAGUCCAAGAAACAGUACAAACGCCUGAACGUCCUUCUGUCUGAAUCCCCAUCAUGGCCGCCCCUCAAUCAAACCUUGUCCCCCACAGAGUACUCGGUCAUCCAGUGCAGCUAGCAUCUGCUCGCCCCUGUCGGACAUUAGCCAGAAAGUGCCAUCUGAGCGACAUCCACUUUUUUUUAAAUGUCAUGUUUACCUUCAUUAAUAAAAAAUAUAUUUAUGUAAACUUUCA
Messenger RNA from Cyclopterus lumpus (lumpfish), 3697 nucleotides. RefSeq names its product ATPase cation transporting 13A2 (gene atp13a2). The coding region runs from base 115 to 3582 and encodes 1155 amino acids. Gene Ontology annotation, cellular component: membrane. Lineage: Eukaryota; Metazoa; Chordata; Actinopteri; Perciformes; Cyclopteridae. The record is from RefSeq and is a predicted model, not a curated record. The transcript has 29 exons. Gene Ontology annotation, molecular function: ATPase-coupled monoatomic cation transmembrane transporter activity; P-type ion transporter activity; ATP hydrolysis activity. Gene Ontology annotation, biological process: intracellular calcium ion homeostasis; autophagosome-lysosome fusion; regulation of autophagosome size.